Molecule: messenger RNA, 867 nt
Organism: Acanthosepion pharaonis
Lineage: Eukaryota; Metazoa; Mollusca; Cephalopoda; Sepiida; Sepiidae
Source: the annotation of a GenBank genome assembly
AUGUUCAUCUCCAGCUGGUCUCUUGACUCUGGAGUCGCAGAACCAUCCUUUCUUUCUUUCUUUCUUUCAUUAUUUAGUCCUUUCUUUCUUUCUUUCUUUCAUUAUUUAGUCCUUUCUUUCUUUCUUUCUUUCUUUCAUUAUUUAGUCCUUUCUUUCUUUCUUUCAUUAUUAUUUAGUCCUUUCUUUCUUUCUUUCAUUAUUUAUCCUUUCUUUCUUUCUUUCUUUCAUUAUUUAGUCCUUUCUUUCUUUCUUUCAUUAUUUAGUCCUUUCUUUCUUUCAUUAUUUAGUCCUUUCUUUCUUUCUUUCUUUCAUUAUUUAGUCCUUUCUUUCUUUUUCUUUCUUUAUCCUUUCUUUCUUUCUUUCUUUCAUUAUUUAGUCCUUUCUUUCUUUCUUUCUUUCUUUCAUUAUUUAGUCCUUUCUUUCUUUCUUUCUUUAGUCCUUUCUUUCUUUCUUUCUUUAGUCCUUUCUUUCUUUCUUUCUUUCAUUAUUUAUCCUUUCUUUCUUUCUUUCUUUCAUUAUUUAGUCCUUUCUUUCUUUUUUCUUUCAUUUCAUUAUUUAGUCCUUUUAUUUCUUUCUUUCUUUCUUUCAUUAUUUAGUCCUUUCUUUCUUUCUUUCUUUCAUUAUUUAGUCCUUUCUUUCUUUCUUUCUUUCAUUAUUUAUCCUUUCUUUCUUUCUUUCUUUCAUUAUUUAGUCCUUUCUCUUUCUUUCUUUAUUUUUAGUCCUUUCUUUCUUUCUUUCUUUCAUUAUUUAGUCCUUUCUUUCUUUCUUUCUUUAGUCCUUUCUUUCUUUCUUUCUUUCUUUCUUUCAUUAUUUAGUCCUUUCUUUCUUUCAUUAUUUAGUCCUUUCUUUCUUUCUUUCAUUAUUUAG